UUUCUGGCCAGCAAAUCACAGAGAGCCUCUCUCGUGACGUCGCGGAGGCAGACAAAAGGGAAAAGCAGAAGAAGUCGCAGUCAGCUGAUGAUCGGAGGGUUCAGAGAGAGAUCGGCGCGAGGACAGACCAUGCUGUGUGUGUUGGUUUGUGUGUUGUUUCUCUCGGCUCUCGUCCACAGCGGGCCAGCCGUCAGCAGAGCGUGGCACUCCGAUGACCUGCAGCAGGAGCUGGACCCUGAAGUGGGCAUGAACAUUACGGAGAUCAUCCGUAGGUGGGGUUACCCAGCAGAGGAGCACCAGGUGCUGACGGAGGACGGGUACAUCCUGGGCGUGAACAGGAUCCCGUGGGGACUGAAACCCUCCAAAGGUGCGAGGCCGGCGGUCUUCCUCCAGCACGGUCUCCUGGCUGCAGGCAGUAACUGGAUCACCAACCCGCCGACCUCCAGCCUGGGCUACGUGCUGGCGGACGCGGGCUACGACGUGUGGAUAGGAAACAGCCGCGGAAACACGUGGUCCAGGAAACACCGCACGCUGAGCCCGUAUGAGGAUGAGUUCUGGAGGUUCAGCCACGAUGAGCUGGCUCUGAAGGAUCUUCCAGCUGUGGUUGACCACAUCCUGAAGGUGACGGGCCAGGAGCAGAUCUUCUACAUUGGACACUCUCAAGGAACCACCAUAGCAUUCAUGGCGUUCUCCACGCUGCCAGAGCUCGCCAGCAAGAUCAGGCUGUUCUUCGGAUUGGCUCCUGUGGCCACCGUUGCCUUCACUGGCAGCCCCAUGACCAAACUGUCCUUCCUGCCCGACGCCGUCAUCUGGGACCUGUUUGGGAGGCGGGACUUCCUGCCUCAGAGCGCGAUGAUUAAAUGGUUGGCCGAACACGUGUGUGCAAAGCAUCUUCUCAGUGAGCUGUGCGGGAACAUCUUCUUUGUCCUCUGCGGUUUCGACGAGAAAAACCUCAACAUGACUCGGACUCCGGUCUACACCACUCACUGCCCCGCUGGGACCUCAGUCCAGAACAUGAUCCACUGGGCCCAGGCCGUCCACACAGGAAGACUGAUGGCGUUUGACUUCGGAGCAGCAGGAAACAUGAAGCACUACAACCAGUCCACUCCCCCCGAGUACCGCGUCCAGGACAUGAAGGUUCCCACCGCUCUGUUUUCAGGGGGGCAGGAUACGCUGGCGGACUCAAAAGAUGUGGCAGUCCUCCUCACUCAGGUUCCUAACCUGGUGUACCAUCAGUACAUUGAGCACUGGGAACAUCUGGAUUUCAUCUGGGGGCUGGAUGCUCCGGAGCAGAUGUUUCCUGCUGUGCUGAAGCUGCUGCAGGAGUACCGAUAGAGGGCAAGAGCAGCGUGGACGCCGCCCCCCACAGCGUAGCUUAUGGUUUUAUGGAGACUGAGUUUUGACCCUUCUUCCUGCAGCAGGCAGUUUCUGCCCCGCCCUCGCUGCCUGGACCUAUCAUAUCACCUGCAGCUUUAAAGGCAAUCGAAGCACGCUGCUGCAUGUUUAAACGAGCGAGUCACUCUGAGCGUUUCAUAGGACCAGACCGCGUUCUCCUGCAGUUUGACUCACUUCACACCUGGCGGGUGUUCUGCCAGGAACCAAUGAGGGAGCAGUGUUGUCACGCUUCAGGUAACUAUUUGGUGUCACAAUCAGCGUGUGAACAGGUCGCACAGCGAGCCCCGGGGCACUCUGCUGUGAAGCAGCACGUCGGGUUGAAUCUGUAGGAGGAGAUCUGCGUGUUAGUCAGUGCGGCUGUUUUUUACUACUUCCUGUUUUUAGCGCGGAGACACUUGUCCUGAGGACAAACUAUGAAAAUGUGGAUGUGGGAAUAAGAAGUGAAUCUGCAGUUUCAGUCACCUGUGAGCGUUUUUUAACUUGCUAUGAAACCAUUUUUACUCAUUAUGAUGUUUCCUAAAUAAAACCAUUUUACGACCACA
Oreochromis aureus is the source of this 1937-nucleotide messenger RNA. It is a transcript of the gene lipf, whose product is annotated as lipase, gastric. Gene Ontology annotation, molecular function: hydrolase activity, acting on ester bonds. The coding region runs from base 88 to 1335 and encodes 415 amino acids. The record is from RefSeq and is a predicted model, not a curated record. NCBI's taxonomy places the organism in Eukaryota, Metazoa, Chordata, Actinopteri, Cichliformes, Cichlidae. The transcript has 11 exons.